Knipowitschia caucasica is the source of this 5835-nucleotide messenger RNA. The record is from the annotation of a GenBank genome assembly. Lineage: Eukaryota; Metazoa; Chordata; Actinopteri; Gobiiformes; Gobiidae.
AUGGACGGUGAAAUUGAGGAAGAAGAAAAGACAGAGCAGAGCAAGAGCAGCCUGAAGGUGAGCUCCCCGGACGACAGUGAGGCGGCGAGUCGCAGGCAGCCAUCUCCAAACGGGACGCACGUCUCCAGAGAGCGAGAUGUGAAGAACAGCAGGGCGGUCUCACGCAGACACACGCUCGGAGGGGCACGAGGCUCCAAGGAGAUCCUGGCCAUGCAGCCCUCCGACAUGGACAAGAAGAGGGAGGCCUUCCUGGAGCACCUCAAGCACAAGUACCCUCACCAUGCGUCGGCCAUCAUGGGACACCAGGAGAGGCUGCGAGACCAUUGUUGGCAGCACAUGCUCUCAGCUCUGCACUCGGAGCUGGACUUUCAGAGCUACCUGCUGAGACUCCAAGUGCCCCGCAAAAGCAGAAGCCCGAAGCACGGCCCCAGUCCGCAGCCGGGCGCAGGGGACCAGGUGGACCACAUCUCCCUGGCCUCGCUGGACUCUCUGGAGGCCAUGUCUGAGGGGGACGCGCCCACCGCCUUCACCCGGGGCAGUCGGGUCAGGGCCAGUCUGCCCGUGGUGCGCUCCACCAACCAGACCAAGGACCGCUCUCUAGGCGUUUUGUACCUACAAUACGGCGACGAGACGAAGCAGAUCCGAAUGCCCAACGAGGUGACCAGCAUGGACACGGUGCGCGCCCUGUUUGUGAGCGCCUUCCCUCAGCAGCUCAACAUGAAGAUGCUGGAGUCGCCGAGUGUGGCCGUCUACGUGAAGGACGACAUGAGGAACGUCUACUACGAACUCUCCGACAUCAGAAACAUCACGGACCACUCCUGUUUGAAAGUCUAUCACAAGGACCCAGCACAAGCGUUCAACCACGGAGCGAGGCCGACCAACGGAGAUGCCAGGAUGCACGGUGAAAUGGUACACCCUGGCCCACACCCGCACAGGCAGCCACCCAUGGGACCACCGCCACAUCACCCCAUGCAAGGAGCUCUCCCGCCCACCCCUCACUCCAUGCCCCCCUCCCCCUCCAGGAUCCCCUUUGGCUCGCGACAGAGCUCUCUCCCCAGCAGCGCCACCAUGCCCAGGGACAGACUGUCUAAUGUCAGCACCCCGGUCCGCUCCAUCUCGCCCUGUCCCAGUGCCAUCCUGGAGCGGCGGGACGUCAAACCGGAUGAGACGGGGCCCAACAAGAGCCACAGUCUCACUCGGGGCGCGGACGGAAUCUACGCAGACCCUUACAUGCUGGCGAACGCCCAUGGACCACACCCGGCUCCUGGGAUGGAUGGUCCCGAGCACAGUAUGGGUGGAUUUCAUCGAGCUUCUAUCCGCUCCACCGGCUCCUACAGUGGCCCCAGCCCCACAGACAGCAUAGACCACCCCUCUUUGUAUCGACAGAAGUCCAGAAACACCCAGCUGCCCACUCUGGGAUCCAAAACACCUCCCCCAUCCCCUCACCGCAUGGCUGAAGUGCGAAUGAUUGAUAUCCACGGACCUCCGCACGGCAUGCCACCACACGGAAUACCAGCACAUGGAAUACCGCCUCACGGGGUGCCGCACGGUGUACCUCAUGGGGGGCCUCAUGGUGUGCCUCAUGGGGGGCCUCACGGGGGUCCAAUAGAGAGAGGGUCACCUGUGCGGCACUCUUUAAGAAAGGACGAUGGAGCCGGCCCCAAAGCCCGGGCCAAUAUGGGCUCACCGGUGAUCACGGAGGUCCCAGGUCACCCUCAGGGGCCCAUCCCUCCGGCUAAUGACAAACAGACACGAGAGCGAAUGAAGGCUAUGGAGCAACAGAUUGCCAGCUUGACUGGUCUUGUUCAGCAUGCACUUUUAACGGGCCCAAAUACUAGUGGCACCAAGGAGUCUAUAAGCGAGAGACCACCAAACACAUCGUCCCCGGCCCACAGCACUCACAGCUCCGGUGGCUCUCCAGUGUUGGCCCCUAAGACCCCCUCGGCCCCUACGGCCAAAGUCCCUGUAAAAGUCAACCUCCUGCAGUUCAGGAAGAAUGUCUCUGACCUCAGGAUGCAACUCCACCAAAUGAGACAGCUCCAGCUCCAGAACCAAGAAGCGUUACGACUGCAGCUGAAGAAGGCCGAGCAGGAAAUCAGUGUGAAACUAGCCGAGGCCAUGCAGCGAGUGGAUGACCCAGUGCAGAUGCAGAGAACUGUGGUGGAAGAGGAUCGCCACAAGUAUCUGUCAUUAGAGGGGAACAUUCUCACACAGCUCAGUGAGCUGGAGCAGUAUGUGGGGUCUCUGCAGAAGGACACGGGUGGAGCCCAGAGAACAGUGACCCUGAGAGACGUGGAGGAGGGGGCUGUCACACUGAGGAAAGUGGGAGAGUCCCUGGCCGGUCUCAAAGGGGAAUUUCCAACUCUGCAGACGAGGAUGCGGGCUGUGCUGCGGGUGGAAGUGGAGGCGGUGAAGUUUUUGAAGGAAGAGCCUCAUAAACUAGACAGCAUGUUGAAGAGAGUCAAGAUGCUCACAGACAUACUCAGCGGACUGAGAAAAAGUGCAUCUGAAAGCCCACAGAAGACACCAGCAAACAACCCAGCAGACAGUAGCCCCCUCCGAGCCAGCCCGCUCUCUAACCCCUCUCGUGUAACGGCCCCUACCGUCUCCACGCCAGCCCUGACCGAGUCCCCAAACCCUAGCCCCCCAAACCCUACCCCCCCUAAGCCUACCAUCGCACCUGGAGUCCCGCCCUCUUCCCCGGUCGUCGUUCAGCAAAUGCAGAGCUCCAUGGUGCUCGUGCAACAGUCGCAACAGUCCACGGCACUAACCACUCAGCCCAGCCCCACAAACCCCCCCAGUCCUCCUCAGAGUAAGGUCCAUGGGCGAGAGUCACCCAAGGGCGUCUCAGUGGACCCACCCACUCCUAAGAAGGCCAAUGGGAAUCCACCAAGCAACGGAAACGGCACUUUCCACAACGAUAUGGUCAUAGAGGAGCUGCAGAGUAACCCAGAAAAGGGCAGAAACAGAGCACUGUCAAUAAAGGCUGCAGAGAAAGAAUGGGAAGAGAGGAGACAGAACAUGGGCCACUACGAUGGAAAAGAGUUUGAGAAAAUUCUGCAAGAGGCUCAGGCAAACAUGAUGAAAGGAAUUCCCAAUCUUGAAUCUGAAGAGAAGAUUACGAUUAUUUCUGCUGCCUCUGUGGAACAAACAAGCACCCAUAACGCAAUGGAAUCCCCAACAGAAGAGUUUCCCAUUCAAAGCAACACAGACAAACCUGUCAAAAGAGCGCCUGAAAAACUCCCCAAGCCUUCCAAGCCUACUUUGGAAAGAUCCUCCAGGGUGAACACUGAGCAGCCUCCUCUAAUGAGACAAUCAUCUAAAGACAAUGGCACCAAGACUGAGAAGGCCAGCAAGUCUCCUCCACCUCCCCCUCCAAGAAAAACCUUCUCCAGCCCCACCUCAGGCAUGACCACCACUCGCUCCGGCGAGGUGGUCUUCACUCGCAAGGAGUCCACAUCCACCCAGGAGGCUGAGGAGGAGCCUCCACCACCGUCACCCCAACCAAGGUCUUCCAAGGUUCCCCCAGAGACCAAGCCAAAGCCAAGCACACCUCCCCCAGUGACUCCCCCGGCCACUCCCCCAGCCCCAAAGGAAGAGGAGGACGAGGGGAACAAGAUCAUGGCCGAGCUGCAGGUUUUCCAGAUGUGUUCAAAUAAAGUGAAUGAAGUAGAGGUGAAAAAUGUGAUUGAGCCUACACCUCGUAUUGAGCCACAAAUCAGAGAGCUCAGAGCGGGCUCGAUAAUGCCCCAAAAAGAUAAAAAGACCACAGAGUCCAAAAAGGAGGAGAAAGAUCCAGACACAGAUGAAAAUGGAAAUACUACUCUCCGACAAAGCCAAGGGGUAAUUUACUACGUCACUGGACAGAUCCCCAAAGAGCUUCCACUGCCCCCACCGGGACGAGAGGACCCACCCGAGCCCUCGCGAGAGCCCCUUCCACCUCCACCACAGAGCGACAAAGAGAUAACGGCGAGGGUUGUAAACGUAGACAGGACACUUCAUAAGGGUAAUUUUGAGGAGAUACAUGAAGAUGCGAGUCUUAGCCCCGACUUGCCAGGGGAAGAAGCUCCUCCCCCACCUGACAACAUCGCCUUCAAAAUCACCAACUCCAAAAUCCAAGCCUUAUCCAACGGAGAAUACCAGGAGUUGGUGAAUGCAAAAAAGGGUAGUGUUCAAACAGUAACCGUAGGCAACGCCAGCAAACCCAACUCGCCUGUGGAUUCUAAUGCUCCGCAGGAUAACAGAUUCAACAAGAAACCGGUUAUUAUCAUAUUCGACGAGCCUAUGGACAUACGGUCAGCUUAUAAACGACUCUCAACAAUUUUUGAGUCUGAGGAGGAGUUCGAACGGAUGCUGGCAGAGGAGAGGAUAGACGAGGAGAGCGAAGAGUCGGACAGUGAAAGGAGUGGAGGGCAGGAGGCAAAAGCUGGAGAUUUGUUCAAUGACAAAAAGACCAAAUCUUGUACUGAUCAAAGCUUAUCUUCGUCGUCAUCGUCCUCCAUCAAUGAUAUAUUAGACAACACCGGGAAUCUAGAGUCAAGCGGGGAUGGCAAGGAAGGCAAGAAGAAAUUCAAGUUUAAGUUCCCCAAGAAACAGCUGGCAGCUUUUACUCAAGCGAUACGCGCAGGGACCAAAUCCGGGAAGAAGACGUUACAAGUGGUUGUUUACGAGGAUGAGGAGGAGUCCGACGGUACGAUUAAACAGCACAAGGAGGCGAAACGGUUUGAGAUUUCCCGUUCCAAAUCUUUAGCGGAAAGGUCGUCUGGCGUGCCGCAUCUGAAAAAGCAGAACUCUGAUUCGCAAUGCCGCACAGAUGAGAUUCGCAAGAACACAUACAAGACACUGGAUAGUUUGGAGCAGACUAUCAAGCAGCUGGAGACCACUAUUAGUGAGAUGGGACCUCUUUCGCCUGAUGAUACAGUUAAUGUGGAGGAGAGCAAUGGCAAAAGCAGAAAAUCAGAUGCAAAUUUGAAAAGGUCUUCUUCACUGCCUUCUUCGAGAGGCUCUGGCCAAAAGGUACCCCUGAAAAGCGCACUGAAGAAACCUAAAAUCCUUCCCCGCCCUGUAGCCUCCCCCACAACCACCACCACCACCACCACAGCCAGUACUACAACUUCUACUACCACAUCAUCUGACCCCAGUCCUCCCAGUGUCCCCUGCUCCAUUGAACAGAAUGCCAGUGUCGUUUCCCCAACUAGUCGGAUGCCCGUCCCUUUGUCUGCGAAGUCCAGGCAGUCGUCCACAGAAAAAGCAGGAAAACAGCAAAAACUGCAGGACGCACAAAGGCAGUUCCGACAGGCUAACGGAAGUGCUAAAAGAGUGGGAGGGGAUCAUAAAACCACUUCCCAGUCUGUACCCGUGUCUAAAAUCCCUGCUUUUUAUCCUAGCUCUACUAAAGGCAGCUCCCCGCCUGCGCCGGACAAUGCCACUAACAAUAUUAACUCGUUUUCCUCAUCCUCCUCCUCUUCCUCCUCUCUAACCAUAACCAAGUCUUCAAUGUUGCCUGCCCGCUCCAGCUCGCUGCCCCACCCCUCCUCACACAUCCCCUCCUUGUCUAACGGAUCACUCAAACUGUCGCAGCACACAGGUAAAGCUCUCUCGUUCUCCAUGCAGAAUGGGCGAGUGCACCCCUCUUCCUCCUCCACUUCCUCCUCCUCCUCCUCCCCCUCACCCGCCUCCACCCCCUCCCCUCUGUCGCCCACCCCCCUGGGCCCGGGCGGGAAGAGCAUCCGCACCAUACACACUCCGAGCUUCAACAGCUACAGGGCAACCCACAACGGCAACGGCAGCGGCGGAAAGUCCUGCAUUCCCACCGUGGCUAAGGACACGGUCUAG